Molecule: messenger RNA, 375 nt
Organism: Puccinia graminis f. sp. tritici CRL 75-36-700-3
Lineage: Eukaryota; Fungi; Basidiomycota; Pucciniomycetes; Pucciniales; Pucciniaceae
Exons: 1
Coding region: 1-375 (124 amino acids)
Source: RefSeq, a predicted model, not a curated record
AUGCCUAAAAUCUUGGAUCUCCCGUGGCACGUGUUCGAAGUCAUUUACAAACACGUUACCAACGAUGGCGACUCUUCAUCGACAUAUGAUAUCUGUGGUCUCCAGUACGAUAGCAUGAUGACCGAGACAGGAAAGCUGAGAUUGGUCUGUCGACAAUGGGCCGAUUGGAUAUAUGUGCAUCACCUUUAUCGCACGAUGUACUUCAGCAAGGCUUCUGAAGCGAUGCGUUUCAUCAUCAACCAAAUCACCAGGCGUUCGAAAAACCUUCCACGGGCGAGAUGUCAAAAACUAGUGGUCUUGGAGAUCCUCACUUGGGUCCUCCACCACCCUCAUCAGGGACACCAACCUCAAGAGAUUCACACCAGCAAUGUUUAG